AUGGCAUCAUCAUUCACUGGAACUCAGGACAAAUGCAGUGCUUGCGACAAGACAGUUUAUUUUGUGGAUUUGUUGUCUGCUGAUGGACAAACUUAUCACAAAUCAUGCUUCAAAUGCAGCCAUUGCAAAGGCACUCUUGUGAUGAGCAACUACUCUUCCAUGGAUGGAGUUCUCUACUGCAAGACCCAUUUUGAACAGCUCUUUAAGGAGUCUGGAAAUUUUAGCAAGAAUUUUCAACCUGGAAAACAUGAGAAGGACCUGACAAGGGCACCAAGCAAAGUGUCUACUAUGUUCUGUGGGACCCAAGAUAAAUGCCCUGCAUGCGGCAAAACUGUGUAUCCACUCGAGAAGAUAGGGCUGGAGGGAGAGUCGUUCCACAAAUCGUGCUUCAAGUGCGCGCACGGCGGGUGCGCGCUGACGCACUCAUCCUACGCCGCUCUCGACGGGAUCCUCUACUGCAAGCACCACUUCCAGCAGCUCUUCUUGGAGAAGGGAAACUACCAGCACGUUAUCGAGGCUGGCAGGAAGAGCUCGGCCGAGAACGACGAAGAGCACCGUGCAGCAGCUGCAGCCGCCGCUGCAGCUGCUGACGCGGCGGGGGAAGGGGGUGAAGAGGAUGGCGGGGAGGCAAAGGCGGAUCCGGAUGAGGCCGAGGCCGAGGCUGAGGCUGAGGCUGAGGAGAAGGCUGAGGAGGAGAAGGCUGAGGAGGAGAAGGCGGAAGACUAG
Salvia splendens (bonfire salvia) is the source of this 726-nucleotide messenger RNA. RefSeq names its product LIM domain-containing protein PLIM2b. The transcript has 5 exons. Lineage: Eukaryota; Viridiplantae; Streptophyta; Magnoliopsida; Lamiales; Lamiaceae. The record is from RefSeq and is a predicted model, not a curated record. The coding region runs from base 1 to 726 and encodes 241 amino acids.